AUGGCUGAAGAUAUAAGAUAUGAAGAACAUAAUAAAAGAUAUACAGAUAAUAUAUCUGUAGCAUUCCAUCAAGUCAUGUAUGGAUGCGAUGUUCGUAAUUUGCUGAAGUGUGUUUGUUGCUUUGAAGAGCAAAAAGAACCAGUUACGAGUUCAAAAGUGUUGCAUCAACUCAAUGCUAACCAAGUCGGAGGUAUUUCGUACUUGAAUUACAAUAACCAAGAAUGUAAUUUGUUUGGGGCAAGGAGAGAUCAUUACCAAUUUCUUUCUAAUAUGCAAAGCAUACCACUCGUUUCUUCAUCUCAAAAUUCCUAUUCACCAUCGUUGUCCACUCUGUCUAUGUCUGUCUUAGUAAACUGUUUGAAGCAAUAUUCUUACAUUGUUCAUCAGAUUGUCAUCAAACAGACUGUGCAGUUUCCGGAUUUAAGACUUAUUCAAUAUGAUAGCGGUAAAUUGCAGUCUCUAGAUAGAUUGUUACGUAAGUUGAAACAAGGAGGACAUCGUGUACUAAUAUUUACUCAAAUGACCAAGAUGUUAGAUGUUCUUGAACAAUUUCUCAAUUUCCAUGGACAUCGCUAUCUCAGGCUUGAUGGAACUACCAAGGCCUUUGGAGCAAGCUAUUUUUUAAGUUGCUUCACUCCGGCUUCGCUCCGACUUUGUGACACAUGCUCCCAGCUCCGCUUUGUGCUCCGAACUCAGAUAAAAAAUUAUUAA
This is a messenger RNA of Helobdella robusta, 711 nucleotides long. RefSeq lists its product as hypothetical. Gene Ontology annotation, cellular component: Swr1 complex. Bases 1 to 711 code for a protein of 236 amino acids. Gene Ontology annotation, molecular function: ATP hydrolysis activity; histone binding. Lineage: Eukaryota; Metazoa; Annelida; Clitellata; Rhynchobdellida; Glossiphoniidae. The transcript is spliced from 5 exons. The record is from RefSeq and is a predicted model, not a curated record.